This is a messenger RNA of Papilio machaon (common yellow swallowtail), 1626 nucleotides long. RefSeq names its product 26S proteasome non-ATPase regulatory subunit 5. The record is from RefSeq and is a predicted model, not a curated record. Bases 61 to 1575 code for a protein of 504 amino acids. NCBI's taxonomy places the organism in Eukaryota, Metazoa, Arthropoda, Insecta, Lepidoptera, Papilionidae. Gene Ontology annotation, cellular component: cytosol. The transcript is spliced from 7 exons. Gene Ontology annotation, biological process: proteasome assembly.
GACUUUUAGUUAGAACUGUUUUUGUUUUCAAUUUCCCGAUUUGUGCUUAAUUUAUUGAAAAUGCCGAACGAAGACCGUGAGCUGUUUCAUAAUUUUAUUACAAAACUUCAAACAGAAAAUGACAUAAAGCCAAUUUUAAACGAUAUUAAAAAUAUGUUUAGUUUUAAACCACCUUCUAAUGCUAAAAACACUCUUACCUGCCUUGGGGUGUCGAAUAUAAUUCGGUGUCUGGACGUUCAAGAUAAGGCAAAUGUCGAUUUGACCUGUGAAGUUUUAAAAGUAUGCUUUGAUAAAUUUGGAGCAGGAGAUGUAAUAAAACAUUUCACAGGUCAUAUCAUGUAUUUACUUCGCCAUGAUAAGGACUGUGUGAGAAGACUGGCUGUUGAUGAGGUGUUCAAGUCAGUGAAAACUGAUCAAACAUCCUUUCCAGUUGCACAACACAUUGAUGUGUUUGUAGCUGUUGCACAAAUGAUUUGUGAUAAAGAUGUAGGAGUGGCAAACAAAGCAGUCACUAUCACAUCUAAUUUGCCCCCUGAAGUAUAUCCUAAAAUCUUAGAAGAAAUGAAGAUUGCCUUGGAUGAAAACAGUAGCUCUAAAUGUAAUGCUUAUGAAGUGGUCUGCAAUAUAGCAAUGAAAUCACCAGAGUUAUUUACUUUAUGUGUUGAACAAGGAUAUAUUGACCAUAUGAUUUCAGAACUUAGCACAGAUGAUAUUUUAUAUCAACUCAAUAUUCUUGAAUUGUUGUCAAGGUUUGCUGUCAAACCAUAUGGAAUUCAUUAUUUAGCAAAAGAAGGUGGUUUGGAUAAAAUUGCCACAUUAAUUGGAGAUGUUCAAAGCAACCCUCUCAGUGGGCUUAUGUUACCAGGGUACCUUAAAUUCUUUGGCAGUAUCGCACAUCAUUAUCCAAAAGAAAUAUUUGCUAAGUAUCCAGUAUUUUUGAAUUCUUUAUUUCAAGCAAUUGAGUCCAGUGACCAGUCGGUGCAAUUGCCAGUAGCUUUAGAUACAUUAGGCUUCAUUGGCACAACCAUUGAAGGAAAAUUAUGCUUGGCUGCAAUUGGAGCUCAGUUUAUUCAAGCUGUUGAUAAAGUUGGAGAUUUGAUAAAAAAUGGUAUUACUGAAAUAAAAAUAAGGGCACUGAAUUGUUUAGCCAGUUUAAUCAGUGUGGAAAGGGACAAGGCAAAAUCUAAUCCAGUCGAUCACAGAGUAACAUUAAUGACAAGGGAAUGGUUUAGAAGCCUUAACAAACCCAAUGGAGCAAUGGAGUUUCUGUUUGAAACAGUCAAGAAUCCUUUCCCUGAUAUUAAAUUAGCUGCAUUUAUUCUACUUGAUGCAGUAUGCCAACACAUGUGGGGUGAACAGGAUGUUGCAAGAGUUGCAGGUUUUGUUGAGUACCUUUUAGAUCGCUCUGUAAGUGACACAAAGGAAGCAAAAGAAGCACGAUAUGACAUCAUUAAAAGAUUAGCCCAUUCAUCUGCAUUUGAAUCCAAUAUCCUUACGAGAUUACAAAAAUAUGUAGAGGAAGGACCAUUUUACAUGGAAACAAAUUUGCAAGUUGCAAUGGAGGAAGGGGACUGAUUUUUAUAUUGUACUUUUUUUCAAUGGCAUUAUGUUUUAAUUAUAAUAAAU